GGGGAGUGGGGAGGGAGGGCCCCGGAGGGGGGUCAGGGGGCUCCGGAGUCAGCCUCAGAGGGGUGUCCAGAGCUAGGCAGCAAGGACCAGAGGAAGGUGGACAGAGACUGAGAGGACUAAGCAGAGACACAGAGAAAAAAAGAGACAGAUCCCAAAGGGACAGACCCCAAUAUUCAUCCACGGAGCCGCAGAGGCAGCUGGAGCCGCUGCUAUAGGAGAAGCUCUGCUGCCUGUCCGUCCCCAUGGGCCACCGUAGGCCAUGGCUGCACACUUCUGUCCUCUGGGCUGCAGUGGCCAGCCUGCUUCUCCCCCCGGCCAUGACCCAGCAGCUGAGAGGGGCCGGGCUGGGCUUCAGCAACCAGAACAACAAUGCUGGAGCCGCUGGGCCCUCCCAGGAGUCAUCGGCAGAGCUUGGCCACCCCCUCCGCAGCCCUAGAGACCAUCCAGACAAGAACGAGGAUAUCUCCACAGAGAAGGGGCAUCACUUCUGGGGUCAUCCAGACGGUGAAGAGGAGGAUGAGGAUGUCUCCAAGGAAUAUGGCCACGCCACAGGCCACAGGCCCCAAGACCACGAGGUCAGAAACAAGGAUGUCUCAGGUGAGGAGGUCUUCACAGAGCAUGGUGGGCAGGCCCGUGGGCACAGAGGCCAUGAGAGUAAAGACACGGAAGACUCAGCAGAGCGCAGGCAUCACACCCCCAGCCACAGGCGCCACAGCCACCAAGACAAGGAUGAAGACGAAGUUGUGUCCCAUGAGCCUCACCAUCAUAUCCUCAGGCAUGGACACCGAGGCCACGAUGGUGAAGAUGAUAAAGGAGCAGAGGGGGAGGAAGAGGAGGAGGAGGAGGAAGAGGAGGUCUCUACUGAGUAUAGGCACCAGGCCCACAGGCACCGAAGCCAUGGGACUGAAGAGGAUGAGGAUGUCUCAGAUGGACACCACCACCAUAGCCACAGGCACCAAGGCCACGAAGAAGAUGACAAUGAUGACGAUGAUGAUGUCUCCACUGAGUAUGGACACCACGCCCACAGGUACCAAGACCACAGGAGUGAAGAGGAUGAGAAUAUCUCAGAUGGACACCACCAUCAUGGCCGCAGCCACAGGCACCGAGGCCACGAAGAAGAUGAGAAUGACGACGAUGAUGAUGAUGUCUUCACUGAGUAUAGACACCAGGCC
This is a messenger RNA of Sapajus apella (tufted capuchin), 1172 nucleotides long. RefSeq names its product sarcoplasmic reticulum histidine-rich calcium-binding protein-like. NCBI's taxonomy places the organism in Eukaryota, Metazoa, Chordata, Mammalia, Primates, Cebidae. The transcript has a single exon. The annotation marks the transcript as partial. Gene Ontology annotation, molecular function: calcium ion binding. The record is from RefSeq and is a predicted model, not a curated record.